Molecule: messenger RNA, 950 nt
Organism: Thrips palmi
Lineage: Eukaryota; Metazoa; Arthropoda; Insecta; Thysanoptera; Thripidae
Gene: igl
Product: neuromodulin
Exons: 4
Coding region: 24-608 (194 amino acids)
Molecular function (GO): calmodulin binding
Source: RefSeq, a predicted model, not a curated record
GCGCGGCGAGCCGGACGAGCCGGAUGUGCGACCGGUGCGGCGCCAAGGAGGGCGUGGCCGUGGACGAGAACGGCAAGGACCUGCCGGCCGUCAAGAAGCCGCGGGAGGUCCGCGAGGUGCCGGACGGGGAGGACGACGAGGACGCCGUCGACAUCGAUCUUGAGGACCCCGAGGUCGAGCAGGCGGCAACCAAGAUCCAGGCAGCGUUCCGGGGACACCGCGCCAGGAAGCACCAGGAGGAGGACAAGGAGGACAAGGCGGACACGAUGCAGCCCGCAGCAGAAGCUGAGCCCUCCAAGGAGCAGCUCAUGGCGGACUUCGACCCCAACGACAAAGAGCUGUGCCACGCCGCCACCAAGAUCCAGGCUUCCUUCAGGGGCCACGUGGCGAGGAAGACGGUGGGCAAGACCGACGAGGAGCUGAGCAAGGAGAUGGCCAAGCUGGAGACUGAGGCCAAGGAGGCCAAGGACCGGGCCGCCAAGGAGCUGGAGGACGAGCUGGCCGACAUCGACCUGACGGACCCGGACCUCCACAAGGCGGCCACCAAGAUCCAGGCCUCCUUUAGGGGCCACAAGGUGCGCAAGGAGGACGCCCCCGCCGACCAGUGAAGCCCAGCAGGGAAGCCCAGCAGCCCCAGGCCGGGCCAGGCUCUUAGGCCAGGCCACCCUCAUGCCCACCCUCAUGGCCAACAGCGCGCCCCACUCCAGAGUUCCAGCGGCUGGGGUCCAAGAGUCCAGCAGCCUGCAGCAGCCUGCGUCUCACCGACGGAGGCGCCUUGUUUCUCGCAGUGUCAACCAUGCAAAGCCGGCCCCGUAUUUUUUUCCUAUAAGUGUACGUUACCGCACAAGAGCCCCUCGCGUCGCCUGCACACCAUGUUCCCAGUGGCAGUGGUUGGCUGCCUCCCUUCCCUUCCCCCCGUCGUUCCUGUUUCCAACAUUUUCUCCUGUUUU